Molecule: messenger RNA, 950 nt
Organism: Gamsiella multidivaricata
Lineage: Eukaryota; Fungi; Mortierellomycota; Mortierellomycetes; Mortierellales; Mortierellaceae
Exons: 3
Coding region: 30-932 (300 amino acids)
Molecular function (GO): protein binding
Source: RefSeq, a predicted model, not a curated record
CAGAAGCUCCCAGCACGACCGAUAUUAUCAUGACGGGUCAGUUUUCAUCACCAGGUCAGGGUCAGAGCCACGGCCUUGAUCUAGAUAGCGAUAGCCUUGACACCGACAUUGAUGGCUCGGCUGCAUCCAACAUUGGGCCACCACCGGCGAUAUACAUGGCCAAUUUGAUUUCCAAGAAGCUACUCAGGAUAGGCGCAAGUAUGUUCGGAAGGCGUGAGGACGCCAGCUGUGUGCUCAUUGUAGGCGCAAGGCGUUACUAUGUACACGUUCAAAUAUUGGCUUCACGGUCUCCUACGUUCCAACGCAUCUUUGAUGACAUGAUCACGAACAACGCAUGGGGUGUGUCCUCGGACGAGGACUUCUCGAGUGCUUAUUGUCGUUCUUCAACGCGUGAUGGCCAAGAUUGCGACGUUGAUGAUGCCAUGGUAUCGAGCGACGAGGGCGAUGAUUUUGCAGAUGAUGAGAGCACACAGGAGGUGCACAGUGAUGAAUUUGACCACGAGGUCGAAGAAGACUAUACCCAACGUGAGCCUGAUCUCACUGGUACUAGCCAGCAACAGCAGAAGAUCAGCAUGGCAAGUUUGAGUACAAGUCUACGACACUCAUUACGGGUACAUGAUGAGUAUGAGCCUGGACUAGACGAGGCUCUACCUGAGCUGAGAGUAACGUUCGCGGAUCCUGAAGGGAGCCGGUUUGACGAGCUGUUGUACUGGCUUUACACUAGCGACAACGAACGCUGGGUCAAGUGUUUCACGCCCGAGAAUUACGGUACCAUUCUCGAAAACAUUGCACGACUCCGUAUCACGACGGAUUCUGUCCUGAAUCUGUGUCUCUCAUACGAAGCGACAACACGUCCAGAGCUUGGACUGAGGGGCAUGGCCAUGCAUAUCCUUGGAAUGUCUUCAAACAUGGCUAGUGAUGUGAAUGAGUAGCAUACGCUUAAUAUACGG